Neoarius graeffei (lesser salmon catfish) is the source of this 587-nucleotide messenger RNA. Its product is annotated as CD59A glycoprotein-like. The coding region runs from base 112 to 381 and encodes 89 amino acids. The record is from RefSeq and is a predicted model, not a curated record. NCBI's taxonomy places the organism in Eukaryota, Metazoa, Chordata, Actinopteri, Siluriformes, Ariidae. The transcript is spliced from 4 exons.
CUGAGAUUUAUUUAAAGGAGGAAAGAUAAACUGGUGGAACUCAGAGCUGGUACACAGUCAAAUCUCAGAGACUCCUUUCACCUUUACUGCACUCUUAAACAUUGAAGAAAAAUGAAGACUUUGGUCCUGACUCUGGUUCUUGCCCUGAUGUUGAUGAGUGGUUCUGCUCUGAAAUGCUACCAUUGUGUUCCUCGUUAUGAUGGCAGCUGUACUACCACUACUGAAACCUGCGGCUAUAAGAAAGACGCCUGUGUCUCUGCUUACUUCACCAACCGCCCCUUUACCUAUUUCAGGAGAUGCAUCUCUAGGUCAGAUUGCCUCAUUCUCCAGGCCAGUCCUAGCAUUAAAGCCCGAUGCUGUCAGAGUGACCUCUGCAAUUAGGACACUGCUGGCCCAUGAACAUGCUUGAUCUAAAAGAUGAUCUCUUCACUAUUCCUGUUUUCUGUUCAUUUUAGUUUUCAAUUAUAUAUUCAGCAACAUCAGGAGGCUCUUCGGUUCUUUAUCUGGGUUUGUUUUUAUUCAUACAAAGCCUGAAAAACCUGUUCUGAAAAAAAAAUGCUUUUUAAAUAAAGUCCUUCCCACAGCAA